GGAUAUAAUGUAGAGCGAAGCCCAUGCAAUGCAACAUGUCUAUAUAUCAUAUCAUCUUGUGCCCAUUUAAAGAAAACAUGAGUAAUACACAUUAAUUAGUGAGAGAAAUUAAAGCUCAUCUCAUCACUGUUAGUUGCAGAAUUAAUUGAUCAAUGGAGCAACCCAAACAUCAACCGCCGGAAUGUCUCUCCCUCCGGACGGAGCUGAGGACGCAAUGGCGGAUCAGCGUUCCCUUGGUGGCGAUGAACUUCACAUGGUUCGCCAAAACCGCCAUCACCACGGCCUUCCUGGGGCGCCUCGGCGAGCUGCCCCUCGCCGGCGCCACCCUGGGCUUCACCUUGGGGAACGUCACCGGAUACUCCCUCCUCAACGGCCUCUGCGGCGCCAUGGAGCCCAUCUGCGGCCAAGCCUUCGGCGCCAAGAACGCCCGCCUCCUCCACAAGACCCUCCUCAUGGCCACCUCCCUCCUCCUCGCCGUCUCCAUCCCCAUCGCCUUCCUCUGGCUCAACGCCGAACGCAUCCUCAUCAACUGCGGCCAGCAGCGGGAGAUCGCCUCCGUCGCCCGCCGUUAUUUAAUAUACCUCAUCCCCGAUUUGGUCGUCACCUCAUUCAUCUGCCCUCUCAAGGCCUACCUCAGCACUCAAAACGUCACCGUUCCGAUCAUGCUCAGCUCCGCCGCCGCCGUGGCGCUGCACAUCCCGGCCACCCUCCUCCUCGCCCGCGCCAGGGGGCUGGAGGGGAUAUCCAUGGCGGUGUGGAUCAGCGAUUUGGUCGUGGCGAUUUUGCUCGCGAUUUACGUGAUUUUGUGGGAGCGGAGGAAGGGAGGCAACUGGAAGGAAGGGGGCUGGUUUGAGCAGGGGGGCGGCGAGUGGGGGCGCCUCCUCAAGCUCAGCGGGCCCUGCUGCCUCACCACCUGCCUCGAGUGGUGGUGCUACGAGAUCGUGGUCCUCCUCGCCGGCCGCCUCCGCACCGCGCGCCGCUCGGUUGGAGUCCUAGCCAUAGUCAUAAACUUCGACUACUUGCUCUACUCCGUCAUGCUGUCCCUCGCCACGUGCGCCUCGGUGCGCGUGGCGAACGAGCUCGGCGCGGGGCGGGCCAUGGGGGCCCGUCGCGCGGCGCGGGUGUGCCUGUGCGCGGGGGCGGCGGGGGGGGGGGUGGGAGGGGCGGCGGGGGCGAUGGCGGGGGCGUCGGGGGUGUGGGGGAAGGUGUUCAGCCGGGAGGGAGGGGUGGUGGGGGGCGUGAGGAGGGCGAUGGUGGUGAUGGCGGCGGUGGAGGUGGUGAACUUCCCGCUGGCGGUGUGCGGCGGGGUGGUGAGGGGCACGGCGAGGCCGUGGCUGGGGAUGUAUGCGAAUGUGUGCGGGUUCUAUGUGAUAGGGCUGCCGUUGGGGGCGGUGUUGGCGUUGAAGCUGGGGUUUGGGUUGAGGGGGUUGCUGCUGGGGCUUCUCGGUGGGGUUGUGGUUUGUUUGGUUUUGUUAUUGCUCUUUCUUGCCAGAAUUGAUUGGGAUGCUGAGUGUCGCAAGGCGCAAAUGCUACAAGAUUUGGUUAAUGAUCAUCAUAAUCCCAACCCCUCCUCCUCACCAUGAUUCAAAGAAUUCGUUUUUUUGAAUAUACGCUCAUUCUCAGGCUUUCAUGAAGAAAUCGAUGGUAGAAGGGAUAUUUAGAGUGAAGUGUUGUGCUCUUAUUAUUUCUUUCUAAAUUCUAAUUCAUCAAAUUAACAGAUAGAAAUGUGACUUGGAUUAUUUACGAUCUGAGCCAAUCAAACUGAUUUAUUUCUUAAUUUGAUUUA
This is a messenger RNA of Salvia miltiorrhiza (redroot sage), 1786 nucleotides long. RefSeq names its product protein DETOXIFICATION 56. The transcript has a single exon. Bases 153 to 1583 code for a protein of 476 amino acids. NCBI's taxonomy places the organism in Eukaryota, Viridiplantae, Streptophyta, Magnoliopsida, Lamiales, Lamiaceae. Gene Ontology annotation, biological process: xenobiotic detoxification by transmembrane export across the plasma membrane. Gene Ontology annotation, molecular function: xenobiotic transmembrane transporter activity; antiporter activity. The record is from RefSeq and is a predicted model, not a curated record. Gene Ontology annotation, cellular component: membrane.